AGUCUCCUCUCAGAUCUGGUAGUACUCCCCCGAUGGCUCGCGUCCCGCGCACCUCCGUCGUCGCUCCCUCGCCGGCCGGCGCCGCGCUCCACGAGUGCUCUUUCCCGCUCACGUACCUUGAUGCCUUGUGGCUCCACGUCCCGCCCGUCGACGGCGUCCUCUUCUACCGUGACGCCACCAGCGACGUCCUCCCCAACCUCGCGGACUCCUUGUCCCGUGCACUCGGCGCAUUUUACCCUCUUGCCGGCCGCCUCCGCCUCACCUCCGGCACGCACAACCGCUACGAGCUCCACUACCAGCCGGGCGACGGCGUCACCUUCACCGUCGCCGAGUACAGCAACCACCAUGUCGGCUUCGACGAGCUUGCCACGGACAACCCGACGGAGGUUGCCAAGAUCGUGCCGCUGGUGCCGCCGCUGCCCGAAGGCGGCGCGGUGCUCGCCGUGCAGGCCACCGUGCUGCGCGGCGGCCUCGCUAUCGGCGUGACCGUUCACCACGCCGCCUGCGACGGGGUGUCCUCGACGCACUUCCUCCGCACCUGGGCCUGGGCGGCGGCGGCGGCCUGCAGAGGCGCGAGCACGCCUGAGCCGCCCUUCCUCGACCGCUCCGUCAUCCGCGCCCGAGACGACCUGUACGACACUUUCAGAGUGCCCAUGCUGCCCAGCAACGACGACGACGACGACGGCGGCGGAGGAAAGCUCCUCGCCACGUUCACGCUGUCCAGGGAGCACCUGCAGAGCAUCAAGGACGUGGUAGCCCGCGAGGCGGAACGCCGUGGCGUGCCGCGGCCUCGCUCCACGUCGAUCAUCGCGGCGUUCGGCUUCGUGUGGCAAUGCUACGUCCGCGCUAAACCGGGCAGCACCGCAGCAUCGUGUUGCAGCGCCCGCGCAUACUUCCUCUUUCCCGCCGACCACCGGGCGCGGCUGGAGCCGCCCGUCCCCGACGAGUACCUCGGCAACUGUCUCGGCCCCUGCUUCGCGUCAGCGCCCGGGGAGGAUGUCGGUGCCGCAGGUGCGGACGGCUUGUUCGCCGCGUGCGCGGCGAUCGCCAUGACCAUCGACGGAGUGGUGCGCGGCGGAGCCGCCUGCUGGGACGGGUGGAUGGAGCGCAUCACCGAAGCGUACAGUGCGGGCGGCAUGCUGCUGACAGUUGCAGGGUCGCCGAGGUUCCGCGUGUACGACACGGACUUUGGGUUCGGGCGGCCGGCAAAGGUGGAUGUCGUGUCGGCGGCGAGGACCGGCUCGAUAUCUGUGGCGGAGGCGCGCGGCGGCGGCAGCAGCGGGGUGGAGGUGGGGAUCUCUUUACCGGCAUGCAGCAUGGAGUGUUUCAGCGAGUGCUUUGCGGAUGCCAUCGCUUGCCUUUCGUCGUAGGGAUGACCGCAUUGUCUGUUUGAGUGCGUGCGCAAUCAGAUGUUUAGUUAUAUCUACUAUUAAUAAAAGAAAUAAAUAUUA
Hordeum vulgare subsp. vulgare (domesticated barley) is the source of this 1451-nucleotide messenger RNA. Its product is annotated as phenolic glucoside malonyltransferase 1-like. The transcript has a single exon. Bases 33 to 1370 code for a protein of 445 amino acids. Lineage: Eukaryota; Viridiplantae; Streptophyta; Magnoliopsida; Poales; Poaceae. The record is from RefSeq and is a predicted model, not a curated record.